Molecule: messenger RNA, 1500 nt
Organism: Closterium sp. NIES-65
Lineage: Eukaryota; Viridiplantae; Streptophyta; Zygnematophyceae; Desmidiales; Closteriaceae
Source: the annotation of a GenBank genome assembly
AUGGAAGCCCCCAAUCGUAAUCCCGACCAGAAGCAGCCUUUGUUGCCAGCCAAGCCCGCUCCUGAUGCAGUGUCCAUACCAGUAAAUCGCCGUGUCCUGCCGGAUUUUCUCCAGAGUGUUAAUUUAAGCCAUGUGAAGCUGGGUUACCAUUACCUUAUCACUCAUGGCGUGCCCCUGUUGCUCAUUCCCCUCUUCAUCUCCGUCGGUGUUGAGGUCCUUCGGAUGCGGCCCGACGAUCUUCUCCAACUCUGGCAGCACUUGCAGUUGAAUCUGGUCAGCGUGGUCGGGUGCUGUGCUGCAGUUGUUUUUGGCGCUACGGUGUUCAUUCUCUCCCGUCCCCGCCCCCUGUAUCUCGUCGAUUUCGCUUGUUACCGCCCUCCUGACCAUCUCAAGGUCUCGCUGGAGACCUUCAUGAAAUACUCGAGCGAAUCAGGCGUAUUUGACCAGGCGAGUCUCGAGUUCCAGCGCAAGAUCGUCACACGGUCAGGGCUCGGCCAGGACACGUGUUUGCCUCCCGGGCUUCACGAGAAUCCUCCAUACCCAUCUCUCGCCGGGUCUCGUUUGGAAGCAGAAAUGGUCAUGUUCGCGUGCCUGGAUGAGCUCUUUAAGAAGACUGGCGUGAAGCCUCGUGAUGUUGGAGUUCUCGUGGUGAACUGUAGCGUGUUUUGCCCAACGCCGUCUAUGUCCGCGGCCAUCAUCAACAAGUACGCUAUGCGUGGUGAUAUCCGGUCCUUCAAUCUCGGUGGCAUGGGCUGCAGUGCUGGUGUGAUCUCGGUUGAUCUCGCGAAGGAUCUUCUCCAAGUUCAUGGUUCCACGUAUGCUGUUGUCAUGAGCAUGGAGACUCUUACGCCUGAGUGGUAUUUCGGCAAGGAUCGCUCGAUGCUCAUCCCCAACUGCAUCUUCCGUAUGGGCGGCGCCGCCAUGCUUCUGUCCAACAAGAGUAAAGAUCGCCGCCGCUCGAAGUAUGAGUUGACUCACACGGUCCGCACGCACAUGGGUGCGGAUAACAAGAGCUACCGGUGCGUGUACCAGCAGGAGGACGACGAAGGAAAGAUCGGGGUCUCUCUUUCCAGCGAUCUCAUGGCUAUUGCAGGGAAUGCCCUCAAGACUAACAUUACAACUCUCGGCCCGCUCGUGCUGCCACUUUCGGAGCAGCUGCUCUUCUUCGCCGUGCUCAUGGCUCGCAAGCUGUUCCGUGUGAAGAUGAAGCCGUACAUCCCAGACUUCAAGCUCGCCUUCGAACACUUCUGCAUCCACGCUGGCGGCAGAGCUGUAUUGGAUGAGCUGGAGAAAAACUUGCAGCUGAAGAAGCACCAGCUAGAGCCCUCGCGGAUGACCCUCUAUCGCUUCGGCAACACCUCAUCCUCCUCCAUUUGGUACGAGCUGUCGUAUGCUGAAGCUAAGGGACGCGUGCGACGGGGUGACCGCGUGUGGCAGAUCGCGUUCGGCAGCGGAUUCAAAUGCAACACUGCCGACAGAACUUGUGCAGUUUUAAGAUAA